AGGAGCUGCCAUUCUCCUGCUAUCACAAGAGAUAAAAACCCACAGAGGAAUCAGCAGACAAAGCAGAUUGUCCUGAGCUGCCUGAAAAGAAACGCGAUAGAGGAGCCUUAGAGCAUCUUUACCUGCCUGCACCAUUCCUUCCUUCCAUCACACAAUGGUGACCUCUUUGAAGCUGUGGCCAAUGAUGAUAGCUGUUUCAGUCUGCAUCUUAAUAUGUCUAGGGACAAUAGUGGAGGGCUAUCCACCUAAACCAGAGAAUCCCGGAGAAGGUGCUUCCCCAGAGGAAAUGAGUAAAUAUCUGACUGCUCUGCGACAUUACAUUAACCUGGUGACACGGCAAAGGUAUGGGAAGAGGGAGAGUUCUGCUGAUGAACUGCUUUCAGAAAUUCUGUAUGGAGACAGCGGAAACCACAAUAUUAGAUCACGGUUUGAUGACUCCUACAACUAGUGACCCUGGGACAAUAACUCUUCCCCCUUCCCUGGGUGGCCGCUCUCCUGCCUUCCCUAAUUUUUAACGUAUCAAUUACUUUUAUGCCAUUUUGCAUUCUGACUAUUUCCUGUAUCUCAUCUCCCCGUAUAGUGGGGAGUCUGCAGACUAUGUGGUGCCACCUUCAUGAGCUAUAGAGAACACGCGUGUGCGUGUUCUGUGGGUAUGCCAUCCUACCAGAGCUGCCUCCCCCAUGACAUGCAGUCUGUGAUGUUUGACAAGAAUUCCACUGUGUCCAGAAAUAAAA
Molecule: messenger RNA, 734 nt
Organism: Pseudophryne corroboree (corroboree frog)
Lineage: Eukaryota; Metazoa; Chordata; Amphibia; Anura; Myobatrachidae
Product: peptide YY-like
Exons: 4
Coding region: 155-448 (97 amino acids)
Biological process (GO): neuropeptide signaling pathway; feeding behavior
Cellular component (GO): extracellular region
Molecular function (GO): neuropeptide hormone activity; neuropeptide Y receptor binding
Source: RefSeq, a predicted model, not a curated record